Molecule: messenger RNA, 2043 nt
Organism: Phytophthora nicotianae INRA-310
Lineage: Eukaryota; Oomycota; Peronosporomycetes; Peronosporales; Peronosporaceae
Product: TKL protein kinase
Exons: 1
Coding region: 1-2043 (680 amino acids)
Biological process (GO): protein phosphorylation
Molecular function (GO): protein kinase activity; ATP binding
Source: RefSeq, a predicted model, not a curated record
AUGGCAGCCUUCUUGGAUCUGUCCAUUUGUGGUUUUACGGAAAUGAUUCCAUUGCAGGAGCGCCGACUUGCGUCUUCGGAUGCGUUUGCAAAUGCAGAACUACCUUCAAAGAACUCCAACUUCGUCCUCGACGGGACCAACUCUGACCUCGCGACGCAGCUCUAUUAUCGAGACAAAGCAGGAGACACCGCGGAUCAGUUCGACAAGUUCGAGGUACCAAAAACUCUCCAGACCCGCCUUAAUGAGCUUAAACUAGACUGGUACAAACUGCCUGGUAUCGCUCAACGAGCGCUGCUGUGGGAUUCCGGCUUUGCCAUCACCUCAGCCAAUAAACCCGUGAAGAUCUGGACGCUGAAUGGCCACUCCAUGGCCGAUCUUGCUGUUCCACGAUCUGAGUUUGAAGAUGUUGGAUGCACUGUGAAAGUCUGUGAACAACCGAAUAAUAAGACCUCUUUAAGCAACAAUAAGUGCCUUGGAGGCGACAUGCUCAAGGCUGCCAGGUGCGUCAUCGAAGAUUUCGUUGAUAGCAUUGAUAUCCACGCCGCCAUGUGGGUCACGGGUGGAAAUCCUGACGUCGUCCCAACUCCCCGAGUGAACAAACAUGCGUGGAAUGACAGUAACGACCACAAAGACUAUGUCGUGUUCGCUAUUCACACGGUCGAUUUGAUCGGCGAGCCCGCGUGGAACCAAUGUGCCAAGGCAGAUCAAAACGAUGGAUAUGGAUCGCUGGUGUUACCAUGCCACACGACUGAAAACAUUACUGCUGAAAUCGACAGCGCAAAACGAGAGGCUACUGGUACUGACUGGGUUUCUCGUUGGCUCGUUGAAGACUAUUCAUCAAUUGCCGGAACCAGUCCUGACAAUGGGAAAUUGAACGUACUGCUUAUUGUGUCGAUUGCUGCUGGAGUUCUCGUUGUCAUCGGGAUAGGUGGACUCUUUUUCUUCUGUAAGAGGAGACGACAAGCCAAAAAGGAUCUGGAUUACUGUGAAGAAUCACCAGUAUGUACAAACAACUACUAUCAAGGCAUCAGAGAUCCCGACUUCUUAGAUGACGUCUCCAUCCCUGAUAGAUCUAUAGCCCAUACCGUUGUGGAUUCGGAAACUGCAACAUACAAAGCCGUUGACAGAACCAUCAAACUCAAGCCCUUCUACACUGGAGAGUUCGACUCGGGGUCCAAUCGCACACUAAACAUUCUUCACAACAGCGAGUUUCUAGUCGGAAAGCGUUUAUCGUACGACAGUAUCAUCUUCAAGCAAGCUCUAUCUAAAGGAGCAAACGGAGAAGUGUGGCUCUGUGAGUACCAAAACGAGCAAGUCGCUGUCAAACGUCUCUUUCAAGACCAGAAUCACCAUGCAGACGAAGUGGAGGAGUUCGCACAAGAGAUUGAGCUCAGCGCCAGCUUGAAACAUCCCAACAUCGUGUCGUUUAUUGGGAUGGCUUGGAAUUCGCUCAAUAAUUUGGUUAUGGUGCUCGAGUAUUUCCCGAUGGGGGAUCUGCAGUCGUAUCUACAGAAGAAUGGCGACUUGAUGUCCUGGUCCAGGGACAAAAUCCACAUCGCUGUGGGGACAGCCAGUGCGUUGCAGUAUCUGCACUCAAGGACACCGCCGCUCAUCCACCGGGAUCUGAAGUCGAAGAAUAUCCUUCUAACGCGAGCACUAGAGGCAAAACUGAUCGACUUCGGUGUCAGUCGAGCUCGACAGGAGUAUUCCAUGACCGCCGGAGUUGGUACGCCAUACUGGACUGCACCAGAAAUUUUGGAAGGCAAGCGAUAUACUGAGCAGGCAGAUAUUUAUUCAUUUGGGGUGGUGCUGUCCGAGUUGGAUACGUGUAAAUUACCAUACCAUGACGUGGUGGGCUCAGAUGGGAAGAUGCUCAAGCCAGUUCAGAUUUUGGCAGACGUGAUGGCAGGGAUGUUGCGUCCAAGCUUUUCCGAUGAAUGUCCGCGGCGUAUCCGUCGUAUAGGUGUAGCUUGUUGCCAGCAGGAUCCUUCAAGACGGCCAAAUGCUGCUCAGGUCGUAACCAUGCUGACAGUAGCAGAUUAA